Molecule: messenger RNA, 4716 nt
Organism: Oncorhynchus gorbuscha (pink salmon)
Lineage: Eukaryota; Metazoa; Chordata; Actinopteri; Salmoniformes; Salmonidae
Product: cerebellar degeneration-related protein 2-like
Exons: 5
Coding region: 479-1954 (491 amino acids)
Source: RefSeq, a predicted model, not a curated record
UGGGGACUUGUAACAACAGCUGGGUCCUACGUAAAUCACAAUGGCGGGGGGAAUUAUGAGUGGCAUUUGCCAGUGUCACACAUUUGUUCAGUGAACGUACACGUCUCAAUAUUGUACAAUUGAUUUCGUACGUUAUUCUCUAUUUUUAUUGUAGGCCGACAGUGCUGUCGUUGCGUAUAGGGACUCGCUUGUCCAGUUUGUGCGUGCAUUUUGUCGGCCUUGAGAUAUUCAUUUGGUGUCAGGUGCGGUAAAUUGAUGCAUCUGUCUCAUUCGAAUGGUUCAUUGCAGAAUGUUGGGGGCAGGUGCGCCCGCGGCUUUCUUAGUGAAUGAUAAAGGUUGAUGAAAGGGUUACGGUUUGGGAGACUGCGCAGUUCGAGAUUUCUUGAUCAUACGAGGCAUGCUUUUGCUUCCGGGCUGGCGGUCAGAGAUGUUCGAGCAGAGCGCACAGUGAACAUUCACAACGAUAGAUCGAGCAUCGAUGCUUCGUGCAGGCAGGAUGGAGGAGUUUGUUACGGAGGAAGAUGAGCCAUGGUACGACCAACGGGAUUUGGAGCAGGACCUGCACCUGGCAGCUGAGCUGGGGAAGACCCUUUUGGAGCGCAACAAGGAGCUGGAAGACUCUCUACAACAUAUGUACAUCAACAAUGAGGAACAGGUGCAGGAGAUCGAGUACCUGUCCAAGCAGCUGGAGAUGCUGAGGGAGAUGAACGAGCAGCAUGCCAAGGUCUACGAGCAGCUAGACGUGACGGCCAGAGAGCUGGAGAUCACCAAUGAGAAACUGGUUAUAGAGAGCAAGGCCUCGCAGCAGAAGGUAGACAGGUUGACGGGUACCAUGGAGACACUGCAGGCUCAGGUGGAUACCAUGACAGCUCGUGUGGAGGAACUACGUACACUAGAGGAGCUGAGGAACCACAGAGAGGAGCGGGAGCGACGCAAGACUGUCCACUCCUUCCCCUGCCUUAAAGAACUCUGCACUGCACCAAAGUAUGAGGAUGGCUUCCUGGUGGCCAACCCCGGCAGUGUGGACCUGGUGUCUGAGCGUGAGCGCCGGCCACUGGACGAGGAGAACGAGCGUCUAAAAGGUGUGGUCUCCUCCCUGAGGUCCGCCAUGGUGGCAGAACGGGGCCGGAGGGAGGGGGCAGAGAGGGAGUGUACAGCUGUGCUGCAGGAGUUUGAGCUUAUGGAACAACGCCUCCUGGGGGCUGAGGGCUGCCAGCUGCGAGUGCAGGAGCUGGAGGCGGAGCUUCAGGAGAUGCAGCAGCUGAGGAGGUCCCGGAUCUGUCUGUUGGAUGAGGGUCUGGAGCAGACCCUGCUCAACAAUGCCCCCGAGACCGACACACCCGAGGAGGGACCGGGGAAAAAGGAGGGAGGGGAGGGGACGGGGGAGUCCGGGGGGACAGGAGGAGGGGUGCAGCAGGGAGGCCCCGUUAGGAAGAGCUGCAGCGACACGGCGCUCAACGCCAUCUCUGCCUGCGACGCCUCUGGCAGGCGACAGGGCAGCUACGCAAUCCACGCCAACGGCGUGCGCAAGCGGGGCAUGUCCAUCCUGAGGGAAGUGGACGAGCAGUACCACGCCCUGCUGGAGAAAUACGAGGAGUUGCUGGGGAAGUGCCGGCGCCACGAGGAGAGCAUGUGCCACGCGGGGGUGCAGACGUCACGCCCUGUCUCUAGAGACCCCUCCAUGAAGGACUGCGGCAUGGCCAGCCCCUCAGCCAUGGCUGCUGCACCCCCCACCCCGCCCCAGACCCCCUCCACCCCAGAGGCCCUGGAGGGCAUCAGCCGGCAGGUAGACCAGGUGGACAAGAGGCUGGGCCAGAACACCCCAGAGUACAAGGCUCUGUUCAAAGAGAUCUUCUCCCGCCUGCAGAAGACCAAGAGUGAAGUGAACUCCACCAAGGGUAGGAAGUCCCCAAGGGUUGGAAGUCCUAAGGGGAAAAAGUCCAAAGACAAAUGAGCUGCUUUCGUGAUACUAGUGAACAUGACCUCUCCUGAUACUAGUGAACAUGACCUCUCCUGAUACUAGUGAACAUGACCUCUCCUGAUACUAGUGAACAUGACCUCUCCUGAUACUAGUGAACAUGACCUCUCCUGAUACUAGUGAACAUGACCUCUCCUGAUACUAGUGAACAUGACCUCUCCUGAUACUACUGAACAUGACCUCUCCUGAUACUAGUGAACAUGACCUCUCCUGGUACUAGUGAACAUGACCUCUCUUGGUACUAGUGAACAUGACCUCUCUUGGUACUAGUGAACAUGACCUCUCUUGGUACUAGUGAACAUGACCUCUCCUGAUACUAGUGAACAUGACCUCUCCUGAUACUAGUGAACAUGACCUCUCCUGGUACUAGUGAACAUGACCUCUCCUGAUACUAGUGAACAUGACCUCUCCUGAUACUAGUGAACAUGACCUCUCCUGAUACUAGUGAACAUGACCUCUCCUGAUACUAGUGAACAUGACCUCUCCUGAUACUAGUGAACAUGACCUCUCCUGAUACUAGUGAACAUGACCUCUCCUGAUACUAGUGAACAUGACCUCUCCUGAUACUAGUGAACAUGACCUCUCCUGAUACUAGUGAACAUGACCUCUCCUGAUACUAGUGAACAUGACCUCUCCUGAUACUAGUGAACAUGACCUCUCCUGAUACUAGUGAACAUGACCUCUCCUGAUACUAGUGAACAUGACCUCUCCUGGUACUAGUGAACAUGACCUCUCUUGGUACUAGUGAACAUGACCUCUCCUGGUACUAGUGAACAUGACCUCUCUUGAUACUACUGAACAUGACCUCUCCUGAUACCAGUGAACAUGACCUCUCUUGAUACUACUGAACAUGACCUCUCUUGGUACUACUGAACAUGACCUCUCCUGGUACUAGUGAACAUGACCUCUCUUGAUACUACUGAACAUGACCUCUCUUGGUACUACUGAACAUGACCUCUCCUGGUACUAGUGAACAUGACCUCUCUUGAUACUACUGAACAUGACCUCUCUUGGUACUAGUGAACAUGACCUCUCUUGGUACUAGUGAACAUGACCUCUCUUGAUACUAGUGAACAUGACCUCUCUUGAUACUAGUGAACAUGACCUCUCCUGGUACUAGUGAACAUGACCUCUCUUGAUACUACUGAACAUGACCUCUCUUGAUACUAGUGAACAUGACCUCUCUUGAUACUAGUGAACAUGACCUCUCUUGAUACUACUGAACAUGACCUCUCCUGAUACUAGUGAACAUGACCUCUCUUGAUACUAGUGAACAUGACCUCUCUUGAUACUACUGAACAUGACCUCUCCUGGUACUAGUGAACAUGACCUCUCUUGAUACUACUGAACAUGACCUCUCUUGGUACUAGUGAACAUGACCUCUCCUGGUACUAGUGAACAUGACCUCUCUUGGUACUACUGAACAUGACCUCUCUUGGUACUAGUGAACAUGACCUCUCUUGAUACUAGUGAACAUGACCUCUCUUGAUACUAGUGAACAUGACCUCUCUUGAUACUAGUGAACAUGACCUCUCCUGAUACCAGUGAACAUGACCUCUCUUGAUACUACUGAACAUGCACUGAAAACAAUGGGUACAAAAGCCACAGAUUUUCUUUCUGAAUGAGUUUCUCUUUGUUUGACCGUGUUUGUUGAAAGGGGUCACUUGAUGACAGGUUACCUGUACUUCUGCACUGGGGAAAUGAUACCAUCUACUGUGGAUAAUCACCUCAGCUGUUUUAUCUUUCUGGAUACAGCCACGUUUCACCCAGAUGUACAAUGAAUUGUACCUCUGACGACAUUCAUCAUCUGGGUAGAUGAAAUGCCUUGAUUCUUAACCUAAUUUAAGAUCAUUUAUGACAACCUAGUUCUGCACUAAAAAUCUGUUAGACCCAUCUUUGGUCAAGAAAAUCCAGUACAAUGUUUAAAUGACUGAGCGUGUAUACUGAGACUGCACUAGUUCUAUUUAAAAUGUAUAAAUAAUUGCUAUUUAAUGUUUUUGAUGACUGACAAUGAAUAACAUGUGCAGAGCGAUUCAUAAAAGGUGUUUUCAAAAACAAUCCUGACGUUCUCAAUGAUUAACACUGUUGCCUUAACAUCUUAUGCUUCACGUAUGCAUCUAUACAACAUAUACAUUGGUUUUGAAAUCCGUAGGUGAAGCCAGUAGGUGAAGCCAGUAGGUGAAGCCAGUAGGUGAAGCCAGUAGGUGAAAUCCGUAGGUGAAGCCAGUAGACUUCAAUUGAGGGAGGCCAUGGUACUCAAGGAAGUGAUAACUUGUUCUAAAAUAAAUACUGUAUGUAAACUGUAAAACUAUCAAUGUAUUGGUGAAUUUACCUUGUGUAAAAGGAUUCUCAAGAUGGAUAUGAUAAUGUUGCCAAAAUGGAGGUAGGUUGUCCAAGCUAGAGAACUGAGGACCUGCUGUACUGUGUAGAAAUGGAACUCCUCAACCACACUUGACUAAGCUACUGUAACUAUGUGCUUAGCACCGACUCAGACCAUGGGUACAUCUCCAUGACUCCUUGUUUCCUGGACUGCUUAUUUCAAGUACACAAGGGGCUCUAGCUGCCCUCUUAUCAGUACUUUGGCUUGUCAUUUGAAUAUUUUCCUUGUUCUGCUCUUUGUGUACAAACUUCAUGUGAUAUGGUCUUCUAUGCUGGUGGGUUCUGGAUGGUAGACGGGUGAAGAUGGUUUACAGAACGUUGUACUGUAGAGCUGAAUCAUUAACAGAACAGUGUAAAGA